UCCUGGUUGGAACCUACCAGUUGAGUCGACUACCAAAUCUAGAUCCCCAGUUCAACAUGACAUGAGAUCAUGUAAAGUUAUCACGUACUCAGAGGACAGAGAUGUGGUGGUGGCAGUACGAGAUGCCAUGAUGCCUCCCAUCGGUGUCCAAAAGGCAGUAGCCAAAAAAUCAGCUCCCAAAUCAUCUCCAAAUCAGAAACAUGGCACUGGCCAGAAAUCUACCUCUCCACCACCUAACUUGCCAGUUGAAAAGUCAUCAACAGUUACUAGGAAGACCAUGGACAUCUUCGUCAAAGACAUGGAGGGGUUAGGUUGCCAGUUGAUCACUGGGGGAGAUGAAGACAAGCCCGAUGAAUCUGCUGACAGCAGCCUUCAUCAUGAAGAUGAUCAGAAAGGAAAUUCUACUUCAGAAUCAGAGGACGAAGAUGUGAUUCCUCCUACUCCACCUCCGCCUCCAGCGAAGAGAAGACGUGCUAAUCAGUGUGUCAAAUCAAUGGGCAACACCACAUGUAAGAGAAAUUCAAGUCACAGCAAGGAAAAUGACUCUUUUGUAACACCAAAAAGAAACAAAAAGUCAUCGGCAAAGAAUUCUGACUCUCAGAUUCUUACAUCUUUAGACGUCAACAUAUUUGACACCCCCCCAAGUUCCACAACAAAAGGAAACCCAAAGCGUGUGCUGGACGAACAAGCGACGGAGCCAGUUGAUGCUGAGUUGCAUAGCCUUAAUGAAUACAAAGAUACAAUUGAUGAGCUUAAAAAUGAAAUCUCGUUCCUCAACGAGCAAAUUCGAGAUUCUACCUUUGAGCUAGAAAUUGAGAGAGAUGAUUACAAUCACAAAAUUUUCGAAAAAGAUGCUACUAUUCUUCGCUUACAAGAAGAAAUAAACUCCCUGAAACAAUUGAAUCCCCAGGCCUUGGCCAAAAGUCUUAAUGAAGGGUUGGCUCUACUACACACCACUUUGGAAACCUUGACAAUUAGUCAAGUUAAUGCUCAACAAUCACGUGUUCAGUUAGAAAGAAGUGAAAGCGGUAGAACUAACCUAGUGAAGCUUCACAAAGAUUAUGAGACAACGAUUCAUCAAAAUGCGUUAGCAACCGCAAUGUCGUAUGGGAAGGCUGGUUCAAAAAAAAAGGACAUGAGCAAAAUGAUAAAUAUCAUCAUGGAAGCGCUGUGGGAUAGGGAAUUCAUGUCAAAACACAGUCUAACCGGAAAGAAGGCACCCACCGAUAAGACAAAUAAUCCUGCAAAACCUGCCCUUCCCAAGGAAGAUGUCCAAGCAAUUACGAGUUUCAUUGUGGAAUUUUGGGGAACAAAACACAAGUUGGCAAUCGAUCCAUCCAUGGUCCAUCCUUGCACCACAUCCAAACUACUAAGUGAACAUACGGCUCACAAGUCAAGAGAGAAGUUGUUCGUGGAGGAUGCCGGUAAUGAAGUACCAUCAGAAUAAAUCGGCGAACAUUUCUACAAGAACCGUUCAAGACGACGUUUAUGUGUAGCCCCACUUUUGAGUUCAACAGAUUUUCUAUUCUUUUCUUCAUUCAUUUUUUUCUUUUUCUAUUUUCUACUUUUUUUUAUUUUCCAUUUUCAACUUCUUUUUUUCAUUAUUAUUAGAAAGUGUGUUGCGUCAUGCAAUCACAAACAAAACGUACACAACACGCCCCUGCAAGGAUCCUUCAAUGAAAAGGGAUUAGAUUAUCUUUCAGUUCUCUGCUGGUAAGAUCUUAUGUUGCGCCCAACAGAAUAAUCUCCUCCAUCGCGCAUAAGUGUGGU
This is a messenger RNA of Daphnia magna, 1770 nucleotides long. RefSeq lists its product as uncharacterized. The record is from RefSeq and is a predicted model, not a curated record. Gene Ontology annotation, molecular function: DNA binding; transcription corepressor activity. NCBI's taxonomy places the organism in Eukaryota, Metazoa, Arthropoda, Branchiopoda, Diplostraca, Daphniidae. The transcript has 8 exons. The coding region runs from base 62 to 1447 and encodes 461 amino acids. Gene Ontology annotation, biological process: negative regulation of Notch signaling pathway; positive regulation of neuron differentiation. Gene Ontology annotation, cellular component: nucleus.